UCUAGCAAGCUAUCUCGCUUCGGCCCUCCAUGACCGUUUUAUCCGGCUGUAGCCUAAACCAUAUCAGAUUGUAUUCGUCACAUGAUUACGGGCCCUUCCCGACAACGCCGACAGAAAGAAAGUAGCGGAAUAAUAAAAAAAGUGACACGUAAUAAUGAAAGUAAUAAUGCGUCCACAAUGAGUAACGACAACGUGUCUACUAUACACACGGGGUACCAGUGCAAAUCGGAUACACACGGGGUACCAGUGCAAAAUCCACACUUGCUGUACUGCAGUGUUUUAAGUGUUUUUCAGUGACAACAUGUGGACACCAAGGUGUUCUGAGAAGCAGCAGAAACCCCCUUUCCUCUGCCCUCCCUGGGCCUGCUGGUCCCUCCUCUCCGGAUGAUGUCAGCGGUCAUGUGGCAGGUGGUGCGCCAGGGCAACACAAAGCAUUAUGGGAAGCUGGAGGAGUUUGUGUCCAUGGUAACGGAGGUGGUUCCAGAACUCCUGUCCAACAGACAGAGGUGGCUGCUGACCCUGGCUCUCAGAGGACGGGUGACUCUGGAACUGUUCCGAUCUGGACAUCCUGAUGACCUCAAGGCUGUUGAAAGCCACUUGGAUAGAAUCACAGCAUCUGGUCUCAAACAGUCAAACGAUGCAGCGAUUGAAUUUGCUGAAGCCAACUUCCUGAACCUGAUCCAGAGCCUAGUGGAAGACCCAGAUAGGAGGAAACACUUCUUCAAGGUUGUGUUCCCGGUGGAGUACGGUCCUAGCUUUGACUCAUCGCUGCAGACUCUGGUGUGCCACUUCCUGUCUAGACUGGAGGAGCUGCUGCCGGUCCCAGACUUCAAACAGACUGCGUCGUUGAUCAGUGCUGCCCCCUCUGUUCUGGAGGAGUACAUGCGCUGUGUCUCUCACGGAGAGGACCUGAAGUCUCUGCUACAGAACCAACACUGCCACGGGAAGCUGCCCAAGAGCGCUCCCUCGCGGACAGAGGACCGCCUCCUCAUCUCCUUAUCCUUCCCUCCCUCUCUGAGACUGGCCAAUGACUCGCGCCCCAGCGCCAGCAAAUCAGAAGCUUUCCCUGACUGUGACAGCCCGCCCCUGCAGGUCAGAGACUACCAGGAGAUUAUGACUGACAGUUUGAGUGGCCAAUGGGCUGAGACAGAAGCAAGUAUGGAUAACAAGAUUGGAACAGAUUCAGUAGAAAACCAAGGAUCUGAAAGAAAGGCUAACCAGAAGGUCUGUGUGGAGAGACAAAGUGUACGAUCGAAGUCUGAGGAAGAAAGAAAAGCAUCAGUCUCUGAGCACCAAUACUCCCUGAUCUCCAACACUGCUCCCCAGACUGCUGAACAAGACACGGCCCCAUCAGCCAGCCAACAAGCUGCUGCAUCGUCCUCCACAACAUCCAGCCCUGCCGCCUCCAGCGUAUCGUCGGAGCAGCCUCGGCGCCGCGUUGCCCAUAAGUGCCCCCAGUGUGGCCGUUGUUUCAUCUACCUCUACGAGAUGCUCGAGCACCAGAGACUCCAUACAGGGGAGAACCCUUACAAGUGUUCCCAGUGUGGCAAGACCUUCAGAAGGUCCUCGGAGAUGUCCACCCACCGCCGGACACAGUGCUCCAACGCGGCCUACGUCUGUAUCAAAUGUGGGAGCAGUUUUGGGUCGAUCAGGGAGCGGGUCAGCCACCGCUGUAGUGGUAGCAGGCGGGCCAGCAGUUUGGGUCAGGCAGGUCAGUUUGAGUGUCCACAGUGUGGGAAGAUCUUCAAGUGGCACAACUCGUUAAAGAAACACCUGGUAACCCACACCAGUGACAAGGUCUUCAAUUGCAGGUGCUGUGGUGAGGGGCCGUUCCCAGGCGUGGCCGAGCUCAGGGCCCACCAGAAGGCCCAUGAUGGAGAAGAGAAGCCCUACAAGUGUAAACAGUGUGGAAAGGGCUUCAGCUCCCAGGUCUGGCUAAAUAACCACGAGCAGCGUCACUCCCAAGAGAGGUCCAAGAUCUGCCCCAGCUGUGGAAAGGCCUUCAGAUGCAAAGGAGACCUGAAGCUCCACAUGCGGACCCACACCGGCGAGAGGCCGUACCAGUGCACCUACUGUGCCAAGCGGUUCUCUGUGAACGGAAACCUGACUAUCCACAUCAGAACACACACGGGGGAGAAACCUUUCCUCUGCUCCGACUGCGGCAAGACUUUCUGCUCUGCGGGAGAGCUGCAGAUCCACAGGAGAACACACACUGGGGAGAGACCGUACAAGUGCACCGUCUGCGAGAAAGGCUUCACCAUGGCUAGCAAGGUGACUCUCCACAUGCGGGUUCAUACGGGGGUACGGCCCUACGUCUGCCACGAGUGUGGAAAGGCGUUCUCUCGCGGUGCGGAGCUGAAGAAACACGUCCUGAACCACACUGGGGUGAGACCGUACCCCUGUCAUCUCUGUUCUAAGACGUACACCUGUCUAAAUCACCUGAAGAGACAUUUGAAGACUCACUCUGCCUCCCCGUCGUUGGAUAUUAGCAGUGGGGCGUCUGUAGUAUAAUGCAUAUUACCCUUUAUUUAACACGAUAUUGUCAAUAUAAAAAGUGUAUAUUUUAUUUUCUAACGGCUGCUUUAUGCUACUUGUAAGGAGCGGUAGUUGAAGUCGACUGAGUACACUACUUUUGACCAGAGCCCUGUGGGAUUGAGUUAAUAUCAGGACUAGAACUCUGCUUUUAGGGGAAGUGGAACGAGGUUCUGAUGGUCAUGUUGUCUUCAGUUGAGGCUUAUCUAAUAUCACCAUUGCUUUAGCUUGCUGCAGCAGAUACUGUUAGUUGACAACUUGGCGUGUGAAUUUUCAACAAUCAACGUCGGAACUAUAAUUUGUGUACGCACCGAGGUGGUUGUUAUGAAGGUGUGUGUGUGUGUGAUCAUGUUUUCUAAAUCCUUGUCAAAACAUUUUCUGCACAUAAACUCGAAUACCAUUA
Molecule: messenger RNA, 2935 nt
Organism: Coregonus clupeaformis (lake whitefish)
Lineage: Eukaryota; Metazoa; Chordata; Actinopteri; Salmoniformes; Salmonidae
Product: zinc finger protein ZFMSA12A
Exons: 9
Coding region: 385-2511 (708 amino acids)
Biological process (GO): regulation of transcription by RNA polymerase II
Cellular component (GO): nucleus
Molecular function (GO): RNA polymerase II cis-regulatory region sequence-specific DNA binding; DNA-binding transcription activator activity, RNA polymerase II-specific
Source: RefSeq, a predicted model, not a curated record